This is a messenger RNA of Exophiala mesophila, 1146 nucleotides long. RefSeq lists its product as uncharacterized. NCBI's taxonomy places the organism in Eukaryota, Fungi, Ascomycota, Eurotiomycetes, Chaetothyriales, Herpotrichiellaceae. The coding region runs from base 184 to 990 and encodes 268 amino acids. The transcript has a single exon. Gene Ontology annotation, biological process: lipid metabolic process. Gene Ontology annotation, molecular function: lipase activity. The record is from RefSeq and is a predicted model, not a curated record.
CGACGACCAACGCCAGCACCAGCAGCAACACGAUAAUCAACAACACCAUUUCCUAUCACGACAAUUCUCAACCAACAGCCGUGAUCAAUUAAAGGGCAUUCUUUCCUCACCACUCCCAUUAUUACUCCCACUACCACUAGCAUUAUUCCCACUCUCACAGCAUCAUUCUCUUUUCACACAACCAUGUCUCAUUCACCAAGCCAGAGCCAGAGCCAGAGCUCACCCACAUCAGAUGAACCAAUACCAUACGAUCCCAGCACUCCCAAGACAUAUCCGCAAUUCCUAUUAUUCGGUGACAGCAUCACCCAAGGCGGCAGCCAUGUCUUGCAAGCCACCUUAUCAGACUGGUACCAGCGACGCCUCGACGUCAUCAACCGUGGGUUCUCCGGCUACACAGCACCAGCCGCCUUCGAAACACUAAGACAGUUUUUUCCUGUCGUGCCGCCAACACCCGUGUCGCCACGCAUACAAUUAAUGACAGUCUUCUUCGGCGCCAAUGAUGCAUGUGUACCAGGCACGCCGCAACAUGUGCCUUUGGAAGAAUAUGUUCAGAAUCUCAAGAACAUCAUCGAGUAUCCCCCGCUGAAAAUGCAUGGUACCAAGGUGAUUCUGGUGGUGCCGCCGCCAGUGGAUGAAUGGCAAUUGGGCAAUGGGGAGCGAACGGCUGUUGUUACGGCGCAGUAUGCUGAUGCGUGUCGACAGUUGGGUCAGGAAUUGGGGCUUCCGGUUCUGGAUUUGUGGACGCUGUUCAUGUCCAAGGCGGGCUGGACGCCAGGACAAUCGGGGCCUUUGGUUGGGAGUAAGGAUGCUCCUAAGAACCCCGUGCUGGAUAGUUUGUUGUCCGAUGGUCUUCAUUUCACGGCUCCGGGUUAUCAGUUGGUCGUGGAUGAGUUGAUUCAACUCAUACAGACCCAAUUGCCAGAUUUCACUCCGGACAAAUUGCCGCAGAUAUUUCCAGACUGGAGAUUCAUGAUGCGUUCACGACCAUGAUGGGACAGGUCAACUCCAGGGUAGGAGUUUUCCCAUUGGUUACACGCAACACCAAUAAAAACAAAUACAAACACAGCGAUCAAGGUAAAUGAUUUGUGGGACUAGACGAGAUUCUAGCUACAUAGCCCCAAAGACGACGAUUGUGAUAGACCCAAC